AUGUCUGGACGGCCCAAGUUGUUUUGGAGAAGAAUGAGAGGAUUUGAGUGGCAGGAGAAUGAAAAAGAUGUGGCUGAAACCUAUGCAAAGAUCGGUGACUGCCUUGAACGUAUGGCUCGAGUUGAACCAGACAAACUUUUGGCCCGAACAGAGGUGCGAGCAUCGGAUGGAAUGCAUAAGUUGAAGAAGGUGGAAGCACGGUCAGCAAAUGACGAGGAAUUGAAGCUGACUGACACGCUGACCUAUUUUACAAGAGAUACUCAAGCAGCUAAGGUUUGA
Messenger RNA from Haemonchus placei, 279 nucleotides. NCBI's taxonomy places the organism in Eukaryota, Metazoa, Nematoda, Chromadorea, Rhabditida, Trichostrongylidae. The record is from the annotation of a GenBank genome assembly.